AUGAUGCUGUCUCCACAGCUGCACAAAAUCUUAGCAGUAGCUAUUUUCCUGCUCCCAUUCUGUGCUCAGGGUAAACCUGCAGGAUUUCUUUCAAAGUUCUCUUUCAAGCCUUUUUAUGGAGAUAGGAGCAACAAUGAACAACAAAUACCAGAUCUCACACAACUGGCUUGUAAUGAACAUGGGGAUGCUAUCCAUCAAUUAGAACAUCGGAUUUCCAGACUGGAAGGAGUCCUUCAUUUGAACAAGAUGAUAACAGAGUCUGGAGGAAAAAUCUUUGCUACCAAUGGAAAAACAGCCAAUUUCGAUGCUACAGUGGAAAAAUGUAAAGAGGCUGGAGGCUCUAUUGCUGCUCCAAAGAGCCCUGGCGAGAAUGAUGCCAUUCUGUACUUUGUGAAAUAUUUUAACACCUACGCCUACCUGGGGAUAAAACAAUCCCUUGUUCCAGGAAGAUUCCAGUUCCUGAAUGGUGCUCAGCUGAGCUAUACUAACUGGUAUCCAAAUGAACCUUCUGGCAAAGGGGAGGAGGAAUGUGUGGAGAUGUACACUGAUGGCACUUGGAAUGACAAAAAGUGCAGCAAGAAUCUCCUUAUUGUCUGCCAGUUUUAGUGCUUCCCUUGCUGCUCUCUGGAAUAUGCUUCCCUAUAACUUCUGUCUUCCUUUGUAGCUAGUAAACUUAGAUAAUGCAGCAUGAAAAAAUAAAAUACCCUCUUUCCCAGUCUGAUUUGUCUUUUAAACAAAUGCCAGCCAUGAAGAGGAAAUUGUAUAAUAAAAGCAGAGGCUAUUUUUUCUGUUUGUU
Molecule: messenger RNA, 796 nt
Organism: Lonchura striata (white-rumped munia)
Lineage: Eukaryota; Metazoa; Chordata; Aves; Passeriformes; Estrildidae
Source: RefSeq, a predicted model, not a curated record